Messenger RNA from Sus scrofa (pig), 2303 nucleotides. RefSeq names its product outer dynein arm docking complex subunit 3 (gene ODAD3). Gene Ontology annotation, cellular component: ciliary rootlet; ciliary basal body; ciliary tip. Gene Ontology annotation, biological process: outer dynein arm assembly; cilium movement. NCBI's taxonomy places the organism in Eukaryota, Metazoa, Chordata, Mammalia, Artiodactyla, Suidae. The record is from RefSeq and is a predicted model, not a curated record.
ACGCGGGCGGUUUCCAUGGGAACACUGGAGGAAGGAGGGGGAGAUUACCUAGCAACCAGGAGAUGCCGCGAGGCUCAGCCAAGCGGUCGACAAGUACGUUCCCAGAGCCGAGGAACCUGAGCUGACAGAUCCCCAACAGAGGCGAUUCCUAGUAGACCUAACUCUUUGCGGUCCUCGGCCUCAACCCAGUCAUGACGUCUCCCCUGUGCUGGGCGGCCUCCGCCAACGCCAUGCCUUCUCAGGACCAGGUUUCAGCCUCCUCCAAAGGCAGGGGCAAUCAGGCUCAGGCCAAGGGGCAUCCCCAAGGCAAGGGCUCGGUGCAGGCCUGGCAGUCACUCCAUUCCAAGGCAGGACCCUUCCAUGCCAGCGAAGGGAAGUCCACUGUGCACACGCAGGUGGCUGAGUUACAAAGGAAGAUUCAACUAUUAGAGGGUGACCGGAAGGCCUUUUAUGAGAGCACCCAGUGGAACAUCAGGAAGAAUCAGGAGACCAUCAACCAGCUCCGAGAGGAGACCAGGGUGCUACAACUACAGCUGGCAGACCUGCUCCAGGGAGAUGAGAAAGUGGUCCAGGCAGUGAUUCGGGAAUGGAAAUCAGAGAAGCCAUACCUGAAGAACAGGACAGGCCAGCAGGCCCUGGAGCACCUGGACCACCAGCUGAGUGAGAAGGUGAAGCAGCUGAAUGCUCUUCGGCACCAGCUGGGCUUGCGGCAGAAGUGGCUGGAGGAGCUCCAGCUGCAGCACAGUCUGCGUGAGCUGGAGAUGGCAGAGGCACAAGAUAGGAACACGGAGGUGGCCAAGACCAUGCGGAACCUGGAGAACCGCCUGGAGAAGGCCCUGAUGAAGGCCGAAGAGGCAGAACACAUCACCAAUGUGUACCUGCAGCUCAAGGCCUAUCUACAGGAGGAGAGCCUUCACUUGGAGAACCGGCUGGACUUCAUGGAAGCUGAGGUGGUGAGAACGAAACAUGAGCUGGAGGAACUGAACGUGGUGAAUCAGGAAGCACUCAAUGCCAGGGACAUAGCCAAGAACCAGCUGCAGGAUCUAGAAGAGACAGUAUUACGAGAGCGCAAGAAGCGGGACCGAUACCUGACCGAGUGCAAGAAGCGCGCUGAAGAGAGAAAACUCCAGAAUGAACGCAUGGAGCGAAAGACCCAGCGCGAGGACGUGCUGCUGCACUCCGACGACACGCUCCAGGACAGCCAGCGCUCCAAGGAGGAGGAGCUGCGGCGGCGCUGGAGCAUGUACCAGAUGGAAGUGCUCUUCGGCAAGGUCAAGGACGCCACCGGCGUGGCAGAAACACACGCGGUGGUGCGGCGGUUCCUGGCACAGGGAGAAACCUUCACACAGUUGGAGACACUCAAGAUCGAGAACGAGCAGAUGCUGCUGAGGCUGAAGCAAGAGAAGCAGAGGCUGCAGAAGGAGCUGGAAGACCUCAAGUACUCAGGAGAGGCCAUGCUGAUGAGCGAACAGAAGCUGCAAGUCGAGUUGCAGGAGCGCAUCAAGGCGGAGGAGCAGCGGCGUGCUGAUGUGCAGGAUAGGCUGGAGCGUACCAUGCGGGCAAUGCAUAUGACCAAGGAGGCCCUGGAACACCUGGCAAGCAAGCUAGACCACAUCACAGUAGCAGACUCCGCCCCUGAGGAAGCUCCGCCCAGAGCCCCGCAGGACGUGAGAGGCAGCUCCACCAUCACGCAGGAGGCCAGCGGCUUCGCGGGAAAGGAGCUGGAUCCCAAGGCAAGUGACUAUUUGCCCAACCUACUGGGCCUCGUGGAGGAAAAAUUGUUGAAGCUGCAGGCGAAACUCCAGAACCACAAUGUGCCAGAGAUGCUGCGCCACAUUGCCGACCGAGAGUUCUUCUCCACCCUAGAGGGAAAGCUGCCUUCCUACAACACCCGCAUCGCCCUGCCUCUUGCUGGUCACAAGGACAAGUUCUUCGACGAAGAGGAGAGUGAGGAGGAAGACAACGAGGUGGUGACCCGUGCAGCGCUCAAGAUGCGUUCCCAGAAAUUAAUCGAAUCCCGCAGCAAGAGGCGCGGUCGCUCUCGGAAGUCCUAGACGCGCCCUCGCGCCCACCUGGCGCUUCCGGGCCCCUGCGGAGCACCCCCACCCCAAUCCCUCUGGGCCCAGCUGCGGGCCCAAAGGGGGGCCCCUUCAAGGGCUGAUCGCAGCCCGCACAAGGGAGCCGACUGGGCGGGUGACGCGAGGAGUGGAGAAGGGGGCUGGGCCGCCGGAUGUUCCCACAGUAAAUCUCAGGCUGGUCCGCACCAGCCUCAGAAUCGCGCAAUAAAGGUCACCAACAAGCCC